Molecule: messenger RNA, 2332 nt
Organism: Haliotis rufescens (red abalone)
Lineage: Eukaryota; Metazoa; Mollusca; Gastropoda; Lepetellida; Haliotidae
Product: galactocerebrosidase-like
Exons: 18
Coding region: 19-2091 (690 amino acids)
Biological process (GO): galactosylceramide catabolic process
Cellular component (GO): lysosome
Molecular function (GO): galactosylceramidase activity
Source: RefSeq, a predicted model, not a curated record
UGUCACAUUGCGUUAACAAUGUAUUUACAUGUUUUUGUCGUCUCCUUUUGUUUCGUGAUUGGGUCUGGUGACCCUACCCCAGGGAAAUACACCAUCGACGACACACCCGGGUAUGGGCGUGGUUUCGAUGGCAUCGGAGCUAUCAGUGGUGGAGGGGCCACCUCCAAGCAGCUGCCAGGCUACAUGUUCAAGUACCAGGAUCAGAUUUUCGACUUCUUGUUCAAGCCAAAUUUCGGAGCAUCUUUGCAAAUAUUGAAGGUAGAAAUCGGAGGGGAUGCUCAGUCUUCAGAGGGAACGGAGGCAUCUCACAUGCACAACAGCUGGGACGAGAACUACUACAGGGGCUACGAAUGGUGGAUAAUGGAAGAAGCAAAGAAGAGGAACCCGAACAUCAGGCUGUACGGUCUCCCCUGGGCGUUCCCCGGCUGGGUGGGUAAUGGCUCCGUCCACGACCCCUGGGGGGACCCCCAGCUCACUGUGGACUAUGUGGUCAAGUGGAUAGAGGGAGCCAAGGUCUUCCAUCAUCUGGAUAUAGACUAUAUUGGGAUAUGGAAUGAAAGACCCCACAGUGUUCCCUAUAUAAAGUUACUGAGGCGGACUCUGGACCAAAGAAACCUGACCAGUGUGAGGAUAGUCGCCGCGGAUGGUUUUUGGGGAGGCAUUGUCCAAGACAUUCUACAGGACUCGGAGCUCGCAGACGCCGUGGACUCUAUUGGAACCCACUACCCGGGAACGCUGUCCCCCCGCGAGGCCGUCAUGACCGGUAAACAACUGUGGGCGUCGGAAGACUACGGAAGCUUCAACGACGAGAUUGGCGGGGGAUGCUGGGCUAGGACUCUCAACAUGAACUAUGUCAACGGCCUCAUGACAUCUUCCAUUGCGUGGUGUAUGGUGACCGGGUUCUACUACCCCCUCCCUUGGUACAGAGACGCCCUGAUGACGGCAAACAGGGCCUGGGAUAACAGCUACACCGUCAACACUCCCAUAUGGAUCACAGCCCACACGACCCAGUUCACGGAGAUAGGAUGGCACUAUCUGGCUCACGGCUCUGGGGUGGGGAAUUUCUCCGGGGGAGGGAGUUACGUGUCCCUGGUCAGCCCUGACGGCAAGAACCUUACCAUUGUCAUAGAAACCAUGAGUCACGACCACUCCGUGUGCACCAGGCCGCCCCUGUCUCCAUACACAGUCAGUCAGCAGAACGUCACACUCGUCCUCAAAGGAAGCUUCAGGAAUAUCACCACGCUGAAUGUGUGGCGCACCAGAUUCCAGUAUGGCGGUAAAGCGUCAACUGUGUUCAGGAAACUCCGUCCCGUUAAGGUGCGAAGGAACCGCGUCAAGCUACAGCUCCUCCCGGACGAGGUGUACACCCUCACCACGAUGCCCACAGGCAACAAGGGGUCCUUCCCGUCGGGGCCCUCGCAGGGAGACUUCCCCUUCAUCUACCUGGAAAACUUUGAAGGCUACUCUCAAAAUUCGGAGCCAUUUACGUUUGCCCAACAGAUGGGAUCUUUCGAGGUUAUAUACACUGGUGUACCCCAUAAAAACGUGUUGCGUCAGAUGGUCCUGCAGGAACCGGUGUCGUGGUGUAGUCCCGAGACACAGAUACAACACCCACUCAACAUUGUCGGGGAUUACAACUGGACGGACGUCAGUGUGGAGAUGGAGAUCAAGCUCGGUGACGUGAACGGCAGUAACGGCUACUUCCUGGCUGUGAGGGUGGACAGAGGGGGAUGCAACUCCUCAUCCGCCAGGGGCGUUUUUCUCUACAUCUACCCCAGCCAGAAACAGUUCGUCCUCUCCGCCGACAUAGGCCAGACCUCGACCAUUAUGAAAGGCAGCAUUGAGACGCCAAAUCCCGCCUGGAACAAAGUGUCCCUUAAAGCAGAGGGAAACUAUGCCGACGCGACGUUCAACGACGUCAGCCUGAUGCAUGUGCAGCUGCCCAGUGGUCCAGCUAAUGGCUUUGUUGGUCUGGGAACGUCUUCCUGGGGGUUGGCUGACUUCGACAACAUGCUGAUACAGCCAGCCAACUGGACCAGCACGGCCAGGACACAGGAAGAUAGCAGGCUGUACUUUAAGCCUGGACAAUAGUGUCGUUGGAUGUGGUGGUUAUAGGGGCUGUGUUUGACACAUUCUGAAAUUGCUAACCAUUUGAAUUGAAACAGACUGGAUUGACAGAUAUCAAAGAUUGUGCACGGCAAUUUGGUGUACUUUAAGAUUUAUGGUUGGAAUGUUUAUGUUUUUAUUUGUAAUUGAGGUAUGCCUCACGAUAUAAAGUGUUUUGUUUAAUCCUUAUAAACUAAUGUUUGUCAAUAAAGUCAGUUUCAACAGA